AUGCUUCUUGGUAUUUUCUUAACAUACCAAGUAUGGAUCUUCACCUGCAUUUUUGAAGCUUCAGCUGAUUGGGAAUUGUCAUGCUAUAACGAGUCUCUGCAUAUACAUUGUGGCUCUGAAAAAACAAUAAUUAUUCAUGAAGCUCACUUUGGUUAUUUUCGUGAGAUUCUACUUAUAUCGAACUCAACCGAUCGGUGUCGUACACACAAUUCUCGAGAUUGUUGGGUCGAUGUGACUGCCAAUAUAUCUAGAAGAUGUUCUGGUCAUUCUGUAUGUAAAAAUUCCGUUCAUUAUUCAUCUGACUUGUCUGCUGAUUUGUUGGCGAGAGAAUGUUCUUUCAUAAUCGACAAUGCAGCUGAGCCAACUUUGUUCGUAGAGUAUGACUGUAUUUCAACAACUCUUGUAACACGUAUAUCUAAUGAAAAUCAUGUGGAUCCUGAACAGAUUGGUGGUUAUUUAAUCAGCUUAGAUUAUAAUGAAAUAGUAAAAAGUGGUUCAGAAUGGAGAAGUCACUUAGCUGAGGCAAUGUGUAAUCCCAAAUCAAAUCAUUUACCCCAUCAGUUCUAUUUACCGGCGCCCAAAAUCGCAGCAACCAAAUAUUCGAUUGAUGAUGAUGAUUCAUUUAGCAGCUACGGUGAAAGUGGUCAUCGUGAAAAUAAUCAUGAUCGUCUACUGAACAAAGGCGAUUUGGCUACAUUUAUAUUACGGAUAAAAGAUAUAGGUUUGACUAAAUCAACCACAAAUAUGAAUGAAAUUUCAUCGGCUUUCGCUUCUUCAUCAUCCUCAUCUACUUCAUCAUUGUCAUCGUUAUCAAAUAAUAAUCGUAAUCAUCAUAAUAAUAAUUUAAUAUUAGCUACUGGAUCAGCAUGUCCAUCAAAUCCUGGAAUUGCAUGUAGUCAUGAUUAUUUAUCAGUCGAUGCUCGUAUAUCUAAUGUUUAUGAUGGUACAAUUAGCAAUAUACCAAUAAUUCGUUUUUGUUUAAUCAAUAGUUCCACAUUGAAAACAAUCGCUACAAAGACAAAAACAAAAUUAACAGAAAUACAAAUGACCAAUUCAUCAUCAUUAUCUUCUUCUUCUUCUUCUUCAUCUUCAAUCUCCUCUGGAUCAUUUUCAUUUAAUUCAAUAGAUUAUAAUAAAUUAUAUCCACCAGAUGAAUCAUAUUUAGUUGGGCAAAUUUAUGGUCCAAUCAGUAAUGUAUACGGUUUACAGUUUACAUCAAAUUUGAAUUUAUUAGAUCCAUAUAUUAUUCAUGGAAAAGGCAUAGUGUUAGAAUAUAUUGCUCUUUUAUGUGUUCCCAUCAAUCCACCAAGUGGUAAUGGAGUAGUUGACUAUCGGUUCCGUGUAAAUCAGCAAACCUCUCAUACCUUCGCUUAUGCUGAAGUAUUCUGUCCAUCUGAUCGUUGGUUAGAGCCAAUGGAUCCAGACCUAGAUGAAAUCAAUCCAGCACAAUCAUCGUGGUCGUUUUCGUCAACAGAUAAUAGUUCAUCACCUAAUAAUGACAAUAUUCCUAAUCCAUGGUGGUUACAGCGUAGAAGACAUAUAACACUGAUUUGUGAUCAUCACGAACGUAAAUGGAUACCAAAUCGUUUGCCAGAAGCUUGUUUAACAUCUGAUGAACUUGCCACAUUUGUUGCACAGAUCACUAGAAAUUUACAAGAAAUUGAAAAAAACACGAAAUUAUCCUUGAAUAGUAAUCAAUCGAAUAUGAACAACAGCAAUGAUAUGAUGUUGAAGACUUCGACAUCUAUCAACCAAUCACAAUUAAAUACUACACAUUCAUCAUUGUAUUUGAAAGCCGCCAAUAAUAAUGAUCAAGUUACGCAUCUUUCAUCAGUUGCCUUAGGAUCUAUACUUGGAAUAUUAAUAUUCCUUUUGGCCACUCUUCUUGUUGUCUAUAGUCUAAGGCAUAAAUUAUUUGAACAUUAUCAUAAAACUAUUGAUCUAGCUGCAAUUUCAUCGUCGAAUCGUCUUGGUUCCUGUUCAUUGGGAACAUUUAGUAGAUCUAAAGAUACUUUAUUAUUUCCAACAUGUAAAAAAUCUCUCAUGUCAUUUCAUAACAAUAGUAACAACAACAACAACAACCAUAAUCACACAAUUUUCACCAAUGGAAAUCUCUUCAAAUCUGAUCUACAUUUAUUGAGUCAUAAUACAAUCAAUGAAAGUUUACCAGAUUUUCAGAAUACAGCACUUCAUUCAUCAACUGUUUCGGGUGUGAAUAGAAAACCGUCAAAUAUUGACUUUAUUACAGAUGGUCACUUACCACCAUGGCGUAAUUCUUUUAUGAAAAGAAAUCACAAAACGCCUACUGCUAUUUCAGCAUUAACAUUGGUACCAAAUACACCGAAUUCAGAUCGUCGACAGAUUAUGAACUCAUUACCAUGGCUACGGACAAAUUCCACAUCUCAUAUUAGCAGUAAUAAUGGUGCUCCCUCUUCCUUUAUUCAUAAUGCUAAUCAUAAUAAUAGUACUACUAAUACUAAUAAGAAUAAUAACCAUUCAAGAUUUGGAGCAUCUAGUGAAACAAUUCUAUUUUCGUCAUUGAAUCCACCGAAUGGUAUACCACGUUCAUGGUGGUUACCAUGGCGUAGAAGUAUGCGAAAAAAACGUCGAUUAUAUACACAGUUACAAAGACGUCAGGAAAUUCAAUCAUUAUCUCAACGUGGUCUUUUAGAAUCAUCUGGUAGUUUUUUAGGGAAAUCCACUCCACAAUUACCAAAUAAUCGUCACUUAAUGACAUCAUCAAAUAAUAGUGGGCUAUUGGUGAAUGACAAUGUUUCAAGAUUUGGUACAACUGCUGAACCAUCAUUACCUGCGAUACCUAUAUCAUCAUCGCCAUCAUCAACAUCAUCGUUAUCAAAUAAGGAAGAAUUGAUUCAUCAACAUCCAUACUCAAAUCAUAUUUUUUUAAGAUCGGGAAGAUCUGGCAGUGAAAGAACACGACAAAGUACAAAGACGUUGAUCACGACCACAGACAACGGUAGUAAUUCCGGGAUAGUUAGCGCUUUAUACGCAAAUGAUGAUCAAGCGAAUUCACCAAUUUAUACAAAGUAUCCUAUGAAUUUGCCAAAUAAUAAUAAUAGUAAUGGAGACAAUACAUCACCGUCUAUUUAUCCCAAGACUAAUUCAAAUAUACAAUCUAUUUCAUGGAUCAAUGUGAAUGAUAAUGAUUUACCAUGGAAAUUUACACCACCAAGUAGAAAUAGUUUUAGUAAUGGUAUUCGACGAUUAUCAUCAUUUUUUCGUAGUUUUAAUCAAAGUAACGGAUCAUUUACACCACCAAGAUAUCAUAAUAACAAUAAUAGUAAUGGUUAUGGAUUAUCUUAUAAAAAAUCAUCUUUAAGGUCUUCAUCAUUCAAUACAUCACGUACAGAGAUGAUGCCAUCAAUGCCAGUAUUACCUACAUUUAACUAUUUGACUACAUCAAAUAAUAAUAAUAAUAAUAAUAAUAAUAGUGGUAAUAUUGUACCAUUGACCAGUCAUUAUCCGGUCAAUAAACAACAUUUUGAUUCAUUUCGAUUAAAUGGUCGUCAUGUUACUCAUCCGUUGAUGCAACCAGCUUUGCAAUCAAUGUCAGAAUCGAAGGAUUUACACAGAAAACAUAAUUAUAUCGAGAAUAUGUGGAGUACUCAAACAGUAAAACCAUCAUUAUUUCAUCAAGAUGCUUAUCAACACCAAAAUCAUCAUACUAUGUAUAGCAGCGGAGAUGAACACACUACCAUCAAUGAUAUGUUAUCACGUAACACAACAAAAACUAGUUUACAAGGAAGUAGUCGACUAGAUUCCUUACUAUCCACAGAAUUGAUUGAUUUAUGCAACAAUAACAAUGGGUGUAGUAGUAGUAAUAAUAAAAAUAUUGUAAAGAAUGAUCCAUUGGCUAAAUUAAAUUCUACUUCAGUGACAGUAAAGCAAAUGGUACCGAAUUCAAUGUACAAUAGUUCACUAAAUUAUAAUAAAUUUGAUUAUAUUGAAAAAGAUGAUUUAAAUCAUUUACCAUAUCUAACAACUGAUCCUUAUUUGGAACCUGUUUCACUGAAACGAAGACAACAACACGAAAAACAACCGGAUAAUUUGAUAAAUACAGAGAAAAUCAAUCUCAUUGAUCAUUAUAAUGAUAUAGAUCUCGAUACAGCAGUGAAUGAAAAUGGUGAUUUAAUCAAAUUAAAUAAAUGUGAUCAACAUCGGGCAGUUCAUAGUGGAACAAGUUCAGCAAUUAGUUCAUUAGUAUUCGCUGAUGAUUCUGAUCUUUCUAAAGUGUCAGAAAAUUCAAUAAAAAGUCGAAAAUCUGAUCAAUAUAGUUCAUUACGCUUGAUCACAUCACAAACUGUAUCAUCUAAUGAAACUAAUUCAAUGAAUAAUAAUCCUACAAUAGAUGUUACGACGGUUAUUACCAAUAUUUGUACUACUACUACUACUACUUCUACAACCAACAUUUCAAUUCCCACUGCUACAGCAAUUGUUCCUAACAGUGAUGACAUUGUAGCUCUACCUCGAGUGAAAAACCCAAAUAAUAUUGAUUAUGUAACUUAUGAUGAAACACGUUCGUAUGAUAAGAAAAAUAACCGAUUUACACUGAAUAAAAUUACUGGACAACAACCAUAUUCAAUUGAUUCUGACCGUAAUCCGUUGAUUACAAAUAACAAACUUGUAGCUGGAACAUUAACAGUUGCAUCAGCAUUGUUGUCAUCAGAUCAUGACGUUCAACGUAGAAUCAAUACAAUGAAAGGUGAUUCUGAUUCGCGCCCACUAUCUGAUGCAAUGAUUAGCAAUCAUUAUUAUGAUUUAAAUCGUAAUAUAAAUUAUCAAGAAAUAUCAAUGGAAUCAUCAUUACAAGAAGAGGAAAACAGGGAUUCUAAUCAUCAAUUAUUAUGCAAAUCUCAUCCACCAUUACCACCAUUAUGGUCUAAUAAUAAUAAUAAUCAUGUGCAACAUUUUAAUAAAAACCAUAUUAUUACUGCCACUACUACUACUACUAAUAAUAAUAAUAAUGAUAGUAGUAAGAGAAAUUUUGGUUCAAUCGAUUCAUUAUAUGAAACAGUGGAUUUGCCUAGAACUAAUUUACCGACCUCAGUGUUAACAUCGACAACAAUGAUACAACAAAAACAACAACAUUUCAUGGAGUUCGGAAAUAUUGUCAAUAGCGAACAUUUACGUCAACAUCGACGUAGUUGUAUGGCAUUACCGCCAACACCAUCAUCUCUAUUCAAUGUAAAAGCACCGAUACGUUUAAUCAGUGAAAUGGAUGAUUGGAAUUUGCCUAGUUGUUCUGAUGAUUCGGAAUAACUAAUUUUAUGAUUAAGAGAAAGGAGAAGACAAUGAGAAUUCUUGUAUAGAUCAAAGAUAUUGAAUGAAAAUAUUCAAUUUGUAAAUGAUUUACAAUGAAAAUCAAUCCAUUCUUUAUUUAUUCCCAGCUUCAUUGUGAUACUUUCGUAUCACAGUUUUAAUUAAAGGAACUUCCAUUCACAGUGGAAACUGCUUCCGAGUUUCUACUGUGAACAUUCAAAUGAUGAAUUUUGGAAAACAUUGAUAAAUAUGUGUAGUUUGUUUCUCUACAAUUCUAUUGUACCAUUCACCAAUGUUAUGUGCAUGCAAAACCUGACGCUGUUUAGCUGGAGAUAAUCACUGGUCUUUCUGUAUUCCAUUGAGGUUAUCUUCCAAGAAAUGUUAACAUUCAGUAGCAAAAUCUCGUUAAUGGUUUUGGUUUAGCAAUGUGCAUUCGGAUAUAAUGAUGAUUAUUCUGUGUGUAUGUUACUAUCUUGUAACGCCAUAUUCUGUAGCUUCUUUUCAAAAUGAUAUUUUACAGACUUCCAUGUUAUAUAAAACUUGCUAAUGCUGGUAAGAAAUAGAGGAAAUAAAGAUCUUCGUAGCAAAACUAUGAGCCUGAGUUCAAUCUGUGUUAGCGUGUUUCGAAGAUAUCGUUGACUAAGACGAAACAUUUGUCUUUUCGGUACUUCCUGGUUGUCCAUGAUUGUCUAAAAUCAUUUAGUGGUGUAAACUUUGAAAAGUCAACAAUCUUCUAGUGUGAUUAAUUUGAAAACUAUUCAGUUUACUCCACAGAAUAAUGAUAUCAAUAAAUGAUUUCUCUCUGCUUUUUUUCUUUGUUUCCACAUCCUGUCCGAAUGCAUUUCUCAUCAGGAUUACUCCAAUUAUGUUCUACUCUUAGCUCGACUUUUCUUAAACUGCGUUGUCAAAAAAAAUCCAGACAUUGGUACCAUUCAAAUAUACAUGAAUUUCAUUCAGCUGUUCAAGCAUAAAACCAUGUCAUCUACUGACAACAAAUUAUCCACAUAUACCUCUUCCCAUGAUCCAGACCAUAUAUAUUACUUAUUUCGUUAUAUUCUUAAACAGAUUGAGAAAUCCUUUACUGAACUGUAAGUGUCUUCCAACAAUACACUUUCUCAGUUACUCUCUUUCUACAUAAAUUCUCAGUAUGUUCUUGACUUGAUAUUUUUUACUUUUCUGACUGUAACAGAAUAUUUCUAUCAAUCUUUUCUUUUGUUUAAAUGAACAUCAUUUUCAUUCAUUCAUAUGUAUAGCUAUGAGUAUGGACAUACUCCUUUCCGAUGAUGUUGUCUUCUCUAAACUAGUUAGGUUAGUUACGAAGCUUUGAAUAUUCUUUGCAAUUGAUCCAUUCAUUUCAAAUAGUAUGUAUUACAACUGGUUGGAUUCAACUGAGCUACCAAUUUUCGCGUUAUAAAUGUCCAGUUGAAUUUUCAAUUUUGGUAACACAUACACACACACACAACGUAUUCAAUUCACACUUGCCGUUUCUACAAUUUCUUUCAUUGAAACUCAUCUUCACACCUUGUACAGCUUUUAGUGCAUAGAAUCUAUAAAAUCAAUAUCGUACACACAUCUCUUAUGUUAAACUGCAUUCAGUGGUUUGUUUUUAAACAUUACCAAAGUGACAUUUCACAUCACUGUUUUCCUUACUUACAAUUCCUUUGUUAUAUAUACAUUACACAUGUACACAGAAAAUAACUUUGACACUAAUGCAAUUCUCUCCUCGUUAUUUUGUACGACAAUACUAAAUUAUGCUUGUCCAUUAGUUAAUUAUAUAUAAAAAUCCAGUUUCUCUAUAUUAUUGA
Molecule: messenger RNA, 7085 nt
Organism: Schistosoma curassoni
Lineage: Eukaryota; Metazoa; Platyhelminthes; Trematoda; Strigeidida; Schistosomatidae
Source: the annotation of a GenBank genome assembly